Fonsecaea multimorphosa CBS 102226 is the source of this 726-nucleotide messenger RNA. RefSeq lists its product as uncharacterized. The record is from RefSeq and is a predicted model, not a curated record. Gene Ontology annotation, biological process: N-terminal peptidyl-glutamic acid acetylation. Gene Ontology annotation, molecular function: protein N-terminal-serine acetyltransferase activity; protein-N-terminal-glutamate acetyltransferase activity. NCBI's taxonomy places the organism in Eukaryota, Fungi, Ascomycota, Eurotiomycetes, Chaetothyriales, Herpotrichiellaceae. Gene Ontology annotation, cellular component: NatA complex. The transcript has a single exon. Bases 1 to 726 code for a protein of 241 amino acids.
AUGGUCGACAUCGUCCCCGUCUCGUCGUACCCAUCGCACAUCUCCCUCCUCCCGUCGAUCCAACAAUGCAACCUGACGAACCUUCCCGAGAACUACUUUCUGAAAUACUACCUCUACCACGCGCUGACAUGGCCGCAACUGUCCUUCGUGGCGGUCGUGCGGGGCGCGGGCUCCAAACCAGGCCGGUACCCGAAAGUGGUGGGCUACGUGCUCGCGAAGAUGGAGGAAGACCCGCCGGACGGGGUGCAGCACGGCCACAUCACGAGCCUGAGCGUGAUGCGGACGCACCGGCGGCUGGGGAUCGCGGAGAAGCUGAUGCGGAUGAGCCAGCGGGCGAUGGCGGAGGUGUUCAACGCCAACUACGUCAGUCUGCACGUGCGCAUGUCCAACACCGCGGCGCUGCACCUGUACCGCGACACGCUGGGGUUCGAGGUCGAGAAGGUCGAGAGCAAGUACUACGCCGACGGCGAGGACGCAUAUGCCAUGCGCAUGGACCUCACGGGCAUGCAGCUCAAGAGUCUGCCCGAGGACGACGAGGACGAAGGGGACGGGGUCGGGUCGCUGGGCAAGAAGGGGGAGGAGGAUGCUCACGCCGGCGAGGCGGUCAAUAAUGGCGGCGAGAAGGAUGCGAAGAAGGAGAAGAUGGUCAAGGUCAAAGUCGGGCGUGGCUUGGGGGUCGGGGAUCUGGUGGAGAGGAACGAGGGCUCGACCAACGCACAGUAUUGA